GCCGUCUGGACCCGCCGGCCGUGCCGGGGGUGCUGAGCCGCUGCGGACCCCCCUGCCGGGAGCGGCAUCGCCGUGCCCAUCCUCACUCGCCAUCCCGCUCAUCCCAUCGCCAUCCGCGCCCCGCGGCUCGAGCGGCGCCGCCGGCGCGGCCCCUCCGCGGUGAUGUCAUGAGCCACCGGGGCGGUGGUUGGAGCCACCGCCGAGCGGGGACGAGCGGCCGCGGCCGGGGGGGCUGCGCUGGACCCCCCUGAGCCCCCGCUGAGCCCCCGCUGAGCCCCCGCUGGGCCCCGCCGACCCCCCCGGCCCCCUCCCGAGCCCCCGCAGGACCCGGCGGCGGCCGCGGCCAUUUGCCGUGUCCGGCCGCGCUGACCCGCUGCUCCGUCUGCUCCCGCUCCUCCGCCGCGAUGAGACAGGCCCCGGCCACCCGCAAGACCAGCACCCGCCGGCCCAAGCCCACCCGCACCCCCACAUCGUCCGGCGGGGCCGGGCCCUCGGGGUCAGCCUCGGCCUCGGGGGGGGAGAUGAGCAGCAGCGAGCCCGGGACCCCCGCCCAGACCCCACUGGUGGCCCCCGUGAUCCCCACGCCCGGCCUGCCCUCCCCGGGGGCACCCCCCGUGCCCUCGCCCACCAAGGAGGAGGAGAAUCUCCGUGCCCAGGUCAGGGACCUGGAGGAGAAGCUGGAGACACUGAAGAUCAAACGGAAUGAGGACAAGGCAAAGCUCAAAGAGCUGGAGAAGUACAAGAUCCAGCUGGAGCAGGUGCAGGAAUGGAAGAGCAAGAUGCAGGAGCAGCAGGCCGACCUCCAGAAGCGCCUGAAGGAGGCCAAGAAGGAGGCCAAGGAUGCCCUGGAGGCCAAGGAGCGGUACAUGGAGGAGAUGGCGGACACGGCCGACGCCAUCGAGAUGGCCACGCUGGACAAGGAGAUGGCCGAGGAACGCGCCGAGUCCCUGCAGCAGGAGGUGGACUCCCUCAAGGAGAAGGUGGAAUAUCUCACCAUGGACCUGGAGAUCCUCAAGCACGAGAUCGAGGAGAAAGGCUCUGAUGGAGCAGCAUCCAGCUACCAGGUCAAACAGCUGGAGGAGCAGAACGCCCGGCUCAAGGAGGCUCUGGUCAGGAUGAGGGACCUGUCGGCCUCGGAGAAGCAGGAGCACGUGAAGCUGCAGAAGCAGAUGGAGAAGAAGAACACGGAGCUGGAGUCGCUGCGGCAGCAGCGGGAGAAGCUGCAGGAGGAGGUGAAGCAGGCGGAGAAGACGGUGGAUGAGCUGAAGGAGCAGGUGGAUGCAGCUCUGGGUGCCGAGGAGAUGGUGGAGACUCUGACGGAGAGAAACCUGGACCUGGAGGAGAAGGUCCGGGAGCUGCGUGAGACCGUCGGGGACCUGGAGGCCAUGAACGAGAUGAACGACGAGCUGCAGGAGAACGCGCGGGAGACGGAGCUGGAGCUGCGGGAGCAGCUGGACAUGGCCACGGGCCGCGUGAGGGAGGCUGAGAAGCGCGUGGAGGCGGCGCAGGAGACCGUGGCCGACUACCAGCAGACCAUCAAGAAGUACCGGGAGCUCACGGCUCACCUCCAGGACGUGAACCGGGAGCUCAUGAGCCAGCAGGAAGCGUCUGCGGAGAAGCAGCAGCAGCCGCCCCCCGAGAUGUUCGACUUCAAGAUCAAGUUUGCAGAGACAAAAGCCCACGCCAAGGCCAUCGAGAUGGAGCUGCGGCAGAUGGAAGUGCAGCAGGCGAACCGCCACGUGUCCCUCCUCACCUCCUUCAUGCCUGACAGCUUCCUGCGGCACGGCGGGGACCACGACUGCGUCCUGGUGCUGCUGCUCAUCCCCCGCCUCAUCUGCAAGGCGGAGCUGAUCAGCAAACAGGCCCAGGAGAGGUUCGAGCUGAGCGAGAGCUGCGCGGAGCGCGCGGGGCUGCGCGGGGCCGCGGGGGAGCAGCUCAGCUUCGCCGCCGGGCUCGUGUACUCCCUGAGCCUGCUCCAGGCCACGCUCCACAAAUACGAGCAGGCCCUCAACAAGUGCAGUGUGGAGGUGUACAAGAAGGUGGGGACCCUGUACCCCGAGAUGAGUGUCCAUGAGCGCUCCCUGGACUUCCUGAUCGAGCUGCUCCACAAGGACCAGCUGGACGAGACCGUCAAUGUGGAGCCGCUCACCAAAGCCAUCAAGUACUACCAGCACCUGUACAGCAUCCACCUGGCUGACCAGGCUGAGGACUGCACCCUGCAGCUGGCUGACCACAUCAAGUUCACCCAGAGUGCCUUGGACUGCAUGGGGGUGGAGGUGUGUCGGCUCCGGGCCUUCCUCCAGGCCGGGCAGGAGGCAGCAGACCUGGCCAUCCUGCUCAAGGACCUGGAGACAUCCUGCAGUGACAUCCGCCAGUUCUGCAAGAAGAUCCGUCGCCGGAUGCCGGGCACGGAUGCGCCGGGAAUCCCCGCGGCCCUGGGCUUUGGAACACAGGUGUCGGACACGCUGCUGGAGUGCCGCAAGCACCUGACCUGGGUGGUGGCCGUGCUGCAGGAGGUGGCAGCAGCCGGGGCCCAGCUCAUCGCGCCCCUGGCCGAGACCGAGGGGCUGCCGGCCCCGCGCCUGGAGGAGCUGGCCUUCAAAGUCAGCGAGCAGAUCUAUGGCUCGCCGGGGAUCAAUCCCUACGAGUGCCUGAGGCAGUCCUGCAGCAUCCUCAUGGCCACCAUGAACAAGAUGGCCACGGCCAUGCAGGAGGGCGAGUACGACGCCGACCGCCCACAGAACAAGCCCACGCCCCCGGCAGAGCUCCGGGCGGCCGCGCUCCGGGCGGAGAUCACGGACGCCGAGGGGCUGGGGCUGAAGCUGGAGGACAGGGAGACGGUCAUCAAGGAGCUGAAGAAGUCCCUUAAGAUCAAG
Corapipo altera (White-ruffed manakin) is the source of this 2876-nucleotide messenger RNA. RefSeq names its product dynactin subunit 1. Gene Ontology annotation, biological process: establishment of mitotic spindle orientation; nuclear migration. The annotation marks the transcript as partial. Lineage: Eukaryota; Metazoa; Chordata; Aves; Passeriformes; Pipridae. Gene Ontology annotation, cellular component: kinetochore; spindle pole; microtubule associated complex. The transcript has 19 exons. The record is from RefSeq and is a predicted model, not a curated record.